CCACUAACAGAAGGUGUGGACGUGACUAACUACAGCUGAUAACAACAAGUAACUACAAUUAUGGGGAGGCCUUAUCAUAUGAUACAACCUGGGAAGGAGCAUUGGCAGGCUGUGAAGAGGAUCUUCCGGUACCUUAAGGGUACACCUGAUGUGGGGAUUAGCUUCGGAAGUGAUACAGAGUGCUUGGUGUCUGGGUAUUCUGACUCGGACUAUGCUGGAGAUGUUGACACGAGGAGAUCGAUGACCGGUAAUGUAUUCACUCUUGGGAGUUCAGUAGUGAGCUGGAAGGCAACUUUGCAGUCGGCGGUGACAUUGUCUACUACUGAGUCAGAGUAUAUGGCGUUGACAGAAGCACAUAUGCUUGGCCAAGGAUCAAGUCCACCAUGAGAGGACUAAGCACAUCGACGUUAGGUAUCAUAUCUUGAGGACAGAGAAGAGGAUUAAGGUGAAGAAGGUUGGCACCGCGGAUAAUCCAGCUGAUAUGUUCACGAAGCCGGUUCCACAUGGCAAGUUCCAACACUGCUUGGACUUGCUGAAUGUCUUAAGUGGGUGACUCGGCCCUGCGGGGCAUUGAUGGCGGGAGAGAGAUAGAAGGAGCAGAGUACAUCAGAGAUUUCAGAGGAAGAGGAUUCAAGUCAAGGUGGAGAUUUGUUGAUGUGACUUGAAUCGCACUAUCAGCCGCUACGACUGGUAAUCGGGGGUCUCGCUGCCCGGCCCCCGGUUUAUGGACUCAAUGUUAUUUGGGUUCGGGUUCUGGGCUUGGUCUGUAACCGUUUCCUUUGCCAUAUUGGAUUAGGUUUAGACCCACAUGGAGAAGUACUAUAAAUACUUCUCAUACUCCUCUGUAAUCUGUAAUCUCCUCGAUAUAGUGAAACUGACUCUCUCUCGCCCGUGGACGUAGCUAACACACAUCGUGUUAGUGAACCACGUAUAUCGUGUGUCUGUGUUUUUUUCGAUUCUCGCUUUCGUAUUCUUGCUUUAUCGAUUCCGGCGAUUUCCCGAUCCGUAGCAGCGCGUUUAUAACAAAUAUCGACACCCUAUUAGACUUUUUGAGUCACGUAUUGGGUGGAAAUCUAACCAUUAUACUUCUAAUAAUACAAAAAGAAAAUAAGACAUUAGAUAUUAGAUAUUAUGGCAUAUAACAAAAUGUAAGAUAUUUGAUAUGAUCCAAAUUCGAAGAGAACCCUCGAACUCGAAUGGUAUGACCAAAGUACGCAGCCUUUCUUCUCGUUAAGGAAUUUUCGAAGCUUUUCUUGACAACUUGAAAAUAAAGGAUAGAUAUGGAACACGAUCAAACAGAUUCCAACUCGUGUGAAAGGCCAAUUGGUAUAUGAAACCAAUCAAACAAUCACCCACUCGUGAAUAAGGCCAAUCGCUAUUUGGUAGAUGCUCGCCACAACUAGACGCGUUCUCUAGUUGAUAAGAGACACGUGAAACUCCUGGACACUCUCGACAGAAGCUUGCACAAACGUUCACAAAGGAACACGAGUAAAAACUCUUAAUUGAUAACUUGAAUAUUGGGUACGAAAUUCGUAGCUCUUACAUCCUCUAUUUAUAGAGGUCAUAAAAACAUAAAUCUAACCUAAAAGGAAUAGGAAAAACGAAUCUCAAACUAACUAGGAAACAUAAUACUAUUUAAAUAAGGACUAUAGCUCGUUUUUAUAACCAAAGGAAGCUCCUUAGCAAAUAAGUAAUCUCCAAACACGUUUUAAUGCUUAAGGAAGCUUAUUAGUGGUUAAGCAAUCUCUUUCCUUGUCCUUUUCACAUUUGAACGACUUGGGCAGCAAUGAUGGACGUUUUGGGCUCCAAGAAAUGUUGUAGGCCGGAUCCUUAAUGCAUUUUCCAUUUUAUCCAUCAAGAAUGCUCCCAGUUGAUCCUUAAAUCGUUGAAUUCGAACCUUCAUUUUGGGACCACGAGAAUUGAAUAUCGCGUUAGUCGAUAUCGCAUCAAUAUUAUAAUAACACGUUGGAUUCAUA
Linum trigynum is the source of this 1976-nucleotide messenger RNA. Lineage: Eukaryota; Viridiplantae; Streptophyta; Magnoliopsida; Malpighiales; Linaceae. The record is from the annotation of a GenBank genome assembly.